Messenger RNA from Phyllopteryx taeniolatus (common seadragon), 2248 nucleotides. It is a transcript of the gene adap2, whose product is annotated as ArfGAP with dual PH domains 2. Gene Ontology annotation, molecular function: phosphatidylinositol bisphosphate binding; GTPase activator activity. The transcript has 11 exons. Bases 125 to 1273 code for a protein of 382 amino acids. NCBI's taxonomy places the organism in Eukaryota, Metazoa, Chordata, Actinopteri, Syngnathiformes, Syngnathidae. Gene Ontology annotation, biological process: positive regulation of GTPase activity. The record is from RefSeq and is a predicted model, not a curated record. Gene Ontology annotation, cellular component: plasma membrane; intracellular membrane-bounded organelle.
AGCUCUUGUAAGUUUCACUUUAAAUUUUAGACCUUGUGUUUCCUGCGUUUGGCCACUUGUGAAACCAUGUAGGCACCAUGGUUCUUUUUGAGCCUGUCAUGUGUAAACCGUACUGUGGAGUACCAUGGCAAACUGGGAGCGAAACAAAAGGAUCUUACUGGAGCUGGUGAAGCUGCCGGAGAACAGUCUGUGUGCAGACUGUGGAGCGCCUGGUGAGACCUAUCCAGACUGGGCAUCUUGCAAGUUGGGUUUAUUUGUGUGUCUGCACUGUUCUGGCAUCCACCGCAACCUGUCCAGCCGAGUAAAGUCCAUAAAGCUUGACUACUGGGAAGAUGAGCAUGUCGAGUUGAUGAAAUGCAGUGGAAAUGCCAAAGCCAGAGCUUUAUAUGAAAAAGCACUUCCUCCUUACUACUACCGACCACAGCAAACUGACUGCGUAGUCUUAAAAAUGCAAUGGAUUAGAGCCAAAUAUGAAAGGUUGGAGUUCACAGGAGAGACCAAGUAUCCACCUCCGUCUUAUACCACAGGCUUUUAUGAAGGGAUGCUGUGGAAGAAAGGAAAAGAGAACACACAGUUUCUGAAGAGGAAGUUUGUUCUUUCUGAGAGGGAAUUCACUCUGUCUUACUACAACAAGGAAAAUGAGUCCAAAGGUCCAAAAGCCAUCAUCUCAAUCAAGCACUUGAAUGUAACAUUUCAACCAGAGAAGAUUGGUCAUCCCCAUGGGAUGCAGAUUACUUACCUUGAUAAUGACCAUACCAGGAGCCUCUACGUAUAUCAUGAGAGUCCUGAGGAAAUAGUCACAUGGUACAACGCCCUACGUGCUGCUCGAUACGCAUACCUAAAAACCGCAUACCCAACUGGAACAGAAGCUGAUCUUUUACCGAAUAUAACACCAAACUACCUUAAAGAGGGUUACAUGGAAAAGACAGGGCCAUCGCAGAAGGAACCAUUCAAAAAGAGGUGGUUCAUUUUGGACUCUCAAAAUAGGAAGUUGCUCUACUUCAAGGGCCGUUUGGAUGCUGAGGAGUUGGGGGUCAUCUUCCUUGGCACAGAAAGCAACAGUUAUGCUGUUAAGGACUGUGUCCCAAACCACACCCGUGGAAACAAGUGGAAGUUCGGCCUCAUGGUGGAGACGCCCAAGCGGCAAUUUGUCUUCAUGUGCGAGCACGAGAGCGAGCAAAGAGAAUGGCUGGACUCCCUCAGACAGGUCAUAUCCAGGCCUAUGACACCACAGGAUUAUAACACUGAGGCCAAUAUCAGGAAUAAGCGAUGAAAACUGAAGCGUGUGACAGCUGAAUGAAAGCUGGAUUUGAGUUAUGCAGCAACAACAUCAGAAUUGUAACUUGCAUGGUUAACCACAUCAACUGUCUUUGCAUUCAUAAGGAAUCAAAUCACAUUGCACUGUGUCAAGAAAUGUACCCAUGAAAGUACUGUUACUGUUGAUAUAAUCGUAAUAUUAUACUUUAUUAGACACUGUAUUGCAGGGGUGUCAAACUCAUUUUUGUCACGGGCCACAUCGCAGUUAUGGUUCCACUCAGAGGGCCGUUAUGGCUGCAAACUCAUAUGAAUGUAUGAUUGCCUCAUAUUAUUAUCCAUCCAUCCAUUUUCUGAGCCGCUUCUCCUCACUAGGGUCGCGGGCGUGCUGGAGCCUAUCCCAGCUAUCAUCGGGCAGGAGGCGAGGUACACCCUGAACUGGUUGCCAGCCAAUCGCAGGGCACAGACAAACAAACAACCAUUCACACUCACAGCCACACCUAUGGGCAAGUUAGAGUCUUCAAUUAAUGCAUGUUUUUGGGAUGUGGGAGGAAACCGGAGUGCCCGGAGAAAACCCACACAGGCACGGGGAGAACAUGCAAACUCCACACAGGCGGGGCCGGGGAUUGAACCCGGGUCCUCAGAACUGUGAGGCUGACGCUCUAACCAGUCGUUCACCGUGCUGCCUCAUAUUAUUAUAUAUACACAAAUUAAUGGAUAAUUACUUUUGAAAUCAAAAGCCAGUAAAAACUGUGGGGUUGGUAAAAACUAAAUGAUUGCAAUAUCGCAAUAUUUUUAAAAGUUAACCCAAUUUGGAAUUUUGGUAUUUUAGCAAGAAACACAAAGUCGAUGCACACUCUCGCGGGCAACAUAAAAGGACGUGACGGGCCGGAUCUGGCCACCAGUUUGACACCUGUGCUGUAUUGAAUUCAACUUCUUUAUUAUGCCGAUUAUAUAGCUUUUAGUUUUCCAUUAAACUGUUUCUAGUUUUUCA